Molecule: messenger RNA, 3800 nt
Organism: Helicoverpa armigera (cotton bollworm)
Lineage: Eukaryota; Metazoa; Arthropoda; Insecta; Lepidoptera; Noctuidae
Gene: Tbc1d22
Product: TBC1 domain family member 22B
Exons: 4
Coding region: 122-1567 (481 amino acids)
Biological process (GO): activation of GTPase activity
Molecular function (GO): GTPase activator activity
Source: RefSeq, a predicted model, not a curated record
GGUUGGAAUGUUAAUUGUCUUUGGAUGGUCAGACGAGUGAUAUGUCAUAUCAACAACAUUUCCACUGUAAUUUUUUGUUGUCCAACAAAGUUAUUUAGAAUGUUCACGGCUGUAUUUUAUUAUGGAAAGCUACCAACCCGAAUAUGACAAGAACGGAUUAUUGUCUGAUACGUUCUGGAAGACACCACAGCGCGCGAUCCCGGGCAGGCCUUUUCAGACGGUCAAACGGACCGAGGUUAUGUCUGGGUCAUCGUAUCAACAGUUUCAGGCGUCAGUGAACGACGCCUGGGACCUGGGCGACGACGACAUCAUAUCUGGAAUCGCUGAAACUAAAAUAUCCAAGGCCAUAUCACAAACUGCUGCUUUGAACGUGAUAAAUUCGCAUAGGAAUAGUAGUAGGAACGUAAACAAAAAUGACGUAAAAGUUGAGAGUGAGAUUGUGAAGCCGAAGGCUGAGGCGGUGGAGGUGAAGAAGAAUGAGGUCCGGAGGGUGGGUGCAGGGAGCUCGGGGCCCAUGCGGCACUACCCGGGGCGGCCGCGGCCCGUGAGGCUGUCGGCGCUGACCUCCCGCGAGGAGAGCAGCGAGUCCAAGCUCGAGAGGUUCCAGCAGAUGCACGACAGUACUGUCAUAGACUUGGAUGACCUCAAGCAGAUCAGUUGGUCUGGCAUUCCAGUAAAAGCUAGAGCCAUAACAUGGCGUCUCCUUGCUGGCUACCUGCCUCCGAACGCGGAGCGUCGAGUCGAGACCCUGGAGCGAAAGAGGGCGGACUACAAACACCUAGUGAAGCAAUAUUAUGAUGCAGAACGAGACGAUGAUACUUACAGACAGAUUCAUAUAGAUAUACCACGCAUGAGCCCACUUGUGGCUCUGUUUCAACAGAUCACUGUGCAGGUGAUGUUUGAGCGCAUCCUGUACAUCUGGGCGAUCAGGCACCCAGCAUCAGGCUACGUGCAAGGCAUCAAUGACCUGGUCACACCAUUCUUCAUGGUGUUCUUACAAGAAGCCGCUCCGGGCCAGGAGUUAGACAACUUCCCUCUGGAUAAGCUGACGGAAGAACAGAGGGAUAUCAUAGAAGCUGAUUCCUUCUGGUGCCUCUCCAAGUUCCUGGACAGCAUUCAGGAUAACUACAUAUUUGCUCAACUUGGUAUUCAACACAAGGUGAAUCAACUAAAGGAGCUCAUACGUCGCAUAGACUUACCCCUCCACGAGCACCUACAGACUCACGGAGUAGACUAUCUCCAAUUCUCGUUCAGGUGGAUGAACAACCUACUCACAAGGGAGAUCCCACUCCCAUGCACCAUCCGUCUGUGGGAUACAUACCUCGCAGAAUCGGACGGGUUCGCCACCUUCCAACUCUACGUCUGCGCCGCCUUCCUACUCCACUGGCGGGAGAAACUCAUGCUCGAGAGAGACUUCCAAGGCCUCAUGAUACUCCUACAGAACGUGCCCACACAGAACUGGACCGACUCUAACAUAAGUGUACUGGUAGCUGAAGCUUAUAGGCUUAAAUUCGCAUUCGCGGACGCGCCGAACCAUUUACACAACGCGGGAAAGUCGGACAGAUGACCUGGGCGGUAGUCUGGUGAUACCUGGCACAGUCGCGGAACGAUGUCUAUAGGGGAGUUUGAAAAAAAAUACGAGGGGUAAAAAAAUGCUAGAAGUUCCACCGGUUUUGAGAUCAAGCUUAUACGCCACGGAACUUAUAUGCUAUAUAUUUAUCUACCACGUGGUAUGGCUGCUAGUAAUACGAAUUAAAUGUUAAAACUUCGUAUCGAUAUGCUGUGGUGAAAAAAGUGAAUAAAAUUCAAAAAAAAAGUUGUUUAACACACGCAUACAGCUACGACCAUAUUAGGCUAGGAUUACAAUGUAUGAGAAUUUUUUGGAGAAUUAUCUCUGUUGUGUAUAGACUUCUUUCCGUGACGAUGUGACGACUAUGUUGGCAUUGUCUAUGCUUGUAUACCAAUGUAGAGGUUUCGCGUGUAAGGCGAACAUACAAUGCAAAGUGAGAAUGUCAAGCCGACUGUGUGUGAUCAGGGUAAAAGGUUUCCAUUGCUUCCGCGUCUGAAGCUAAACUAUGAAAUACGAUGAUAAUUCGGUGCUUAGUGAAGAAUAUGCGAAUCUUAAGGUGUCUACACACCAAAGCCGCUGAUGCCGGCGGCACAGCCCGGCGGCCCAACCCGCCGGCCGUAUUUUGUACAAUCAUGCCACCGGCUUUCAUAGAGUAUUUGACAAUUACUAGAACACCACAUGCCGCGGCAGUCGUGCCGCCCGGUCAGCGGCUUUGGUGUGUAGACCCCUUUAGAUUCACUCAAACAAAUCCCGAUCAUAACCAAUAGUUCAAGCUAUUUAGUUCAAUUUUGUAACAACGUAUGUAUGUGUCUUGGAGUGUAAACAGUGUCGUCAUACUAGAUAUUACAAGGGAUACAUUUGUUAGAUGUUAAAUGUACUCAAAUAUGUGACUAUUUGAAGGGCUUUAAUACUUAAAUGUUGGAUGAAUAUCGAUUGUAGCCGAGUUAGUUUCUCGAUAUCGAUAUUUUUUCGUAGUAAAAAGUGUAUUGUUGUAAAUAUCAGCGAGAAAACAGUACAUUACCUUUAACUAGAUGACAGUUUGACUAUGCGAAUGGAAAUUAUCGUCAUUCUCAAUAUCGAUGUUUUUAUCGACAUCGUGUUUCAUAGUUUAGUACAAGACAAUGCAUACCCACUCCCUAGAUUUUAUAGUUGGCAAUCAACACGCCAUAUUAAUUGUUUUGCUAUAUAACGGCCUAAUGGAUUUUAGUUAAUACGAUGGUGGAGCGACUCGAUAACAUUCGAUAUUUUGUACAACACUAUAAAUGUCUCCGAAAAAAAAAGAAUUCACUCAAAGACAUGGAUUUAGAUGAAUUACAUUAGAAAUUAUACUUUUCAGGUUUAGUCUCGAAUGUAAAAGAUUUUAUUCGUUAAUACAUUAUUUGGAGAACCAAAUAAUGUAAAACAGUCAAUCUAUAAGGUGCAAUGGCAGCAAAGACUUCUGUUUUGCAGGAUAAAACUUAUUUUUAAAGCUUAUCACAAGCAAAGUAUGUAACCAUUUAAUUGGUUUAUCCUGUAUACUCCAUGCACAUCAGAGACUUCUCUAGUGUUGUGUAAAAAUGUAUAAUUAAGGGCUGAUUUUUCAAUCGCCAGAUAUCUUCUAUCUGAUGAAUAUUUUUAACGUUUUGACAGCUUUUGUAUGGAAAAUAUGUCAAACCGCCAUUUUUAUUCCUCAGAUAGAAGUUAACUGAUGAUUGAAAAAUCAGCCCUUAAUGAUGUAAUGUUAUUCUGUGUCGCUCACCAAUACAUUAUGUUAAAGGGCAGCUGAUUGCUGGAAUAGGCGGAUUGCACCAUGUGUCACUUAACUGCAGUGAUUGAAACUGCGUUUACUCGAACCAGUAGAAGCCGCAGUUUAAACUAGGGAUCAUCUAGGUACGUUAGUGUCGUUAGUUCAUAUUAAUUUAAUUGAGAAUCAAUCUCAAGUCUUAUGAAAAGACCUGCAAUUUGCUACUGUUAAUAGUAUUUAAGUUCAUGUGCAGGUUGUUUUUAGUUUAUUUCGUAGUAGUAAUAGUUCUUUGGGGUCAUUAAUAUUCAAUAAUAAAUUGAUAUAACGUGUAACAUAUCCACCGAUUUACACCCGUUAAGUGCGUGAUAACCAUGGUGCGAUCCGCCCCAUGUAAAAUACUUUGUUUGAUUUAUUUUUUGUUUUUUGUGACCUCCAUUUAUGUACUAUUUGAUUUUAUUACUACGUUAUUUUACUUAGAUUAUUAUAGCAUUAUACAUUAUAUAUUUA